Messenger RNA from Hydractinia symbiolongicarpus, 1385 nucleotides. Its product is annotated as glyoxylate reductase/hydroxypyruvate reductase-like. Gene Ontology annotation, cellular component: cytosol. Gene Ontology annotation, molecular function: glyoxylate reductase (NADPH) activity; hydroxypyruvate reductase (NADH) activity; hydroxypyruvate reductase [NAD(P)H] activity. Bases 380 to 1354 code for a protein of 324 amino acids. The transcript has 12 exons. NCBI's taxonomy places the organism in Eukaryota, Metazoa, Cnidaria, Hydrozoa, Anthoathecata, Hydractiniidae. The record is from RefSeq and is a predicted model, not a curated record.
GCAUCGAUUAAACAUCUUUGGGAGGGGGGAUGUUGAGUUUAAAUCUUGUUGAAUUUACGAAGAAGGUUUAAUAAGAAAGGGAUUUCGAAACAUUAUCCAGUAAAUUUCCAUGCAAAAUUAUGGUAAAAAGUUUCAAAUUUAUUUUGCAUGCAUGGUGGCCUUUUAGGGAGUAUAGGUGUUUAUUUAAUAAAAUAAUGGAUUCAUUAUGGUGAUAUACUCUGACAGUACAUUAUAUAUGUAUGCACAAAUGCAUGUUUAUUUUAUUUGCAGUAAAGACUAGACUGACAAGACUGCAGCCAGAAUCAUCUUUCAUCCAUUACCUUUAUUUCAAAAGGCCAAUAGAUCAAAAUCAUUUAACUUUGUGCAAUAUCCAAGGACAAUGUCAACAGUAAAGAAAAUAUUGGUUUGGAAGAAACUAAUUAAACCAGCCAUGGAUAUAUUACACGAUUCUGGAUUUGAAAUUAAGAUUUGGAACAGUGAAAAUAAUUUCACAGAAGAAGAAUUGAUACAAAAUGUGAAAGAAAUACAUGGAAUCUAUUCCAUUGGUCCACAUAAAAUAACAAAACGUGUUAUAGAUGCAGCUAAGCAACUCGAAGUUGUUAGUGCCAUGUCAGUUGGCGUGAAUUUCCUCGAUAUUGGCGAGUUGAAGGCAAGAAAUAUAAGACUUGGUUAUACACCCGAUGUGCCCACUGAUGCAGUGGCUGAUAUUGCUGUUUCUUUGGUUUUGACAGUUUCUCGUAGAAUAAUUGAAAUGGCAGACACACUCAAAGUUGGUAAAUGGAAGACUGGGUGUCCAUUUUCAAAUCUUGGUACGGGUCUUCAAGGCAGCACUGUUGGUAUCGUUGGCUUGGGUAGGAUAGGAACUGCAACAGCUAAACGAUUGGUUCCGUUUGGUGUUUCUCGAUUUGUUUAUACUUGCAGAUCUGAAAAAAAAGAAGCUGCUAGGACGAUCAAUGCAUCCUAUAUUCCAUUUGAUGAUUUACUGUCACAAUCGGAUUUUGUAAUUGUGUGUUGUUCGAUGAAUCCCACAACAAAAGAACUGUUUGAUAAAGACGCCUUCUCCAAGAUGAAAUCAAACUCAAUUUUAGUCAACAUUGGAAGAGGUGGUAUAGUCAACCAAGACGCUCUUGUUGACGCUCUCACUGAAAACAAAAUCAAGGGUGCUGGCCUCGACGUAACAACACCUGAACCCCUGCCAGUUGAACAUCCACUAUUCAAACUUAAGAACUGUGUGAUCUUACCCCACAUCGGUAGUGCUGUGGAACAAGCAAGAACUGACAUGGCAGUAUUAGCUGCAAGAAAUCUUGUAUGUGGGUUAAAUGGUGAAAAGAUGCCGGCUGAAUAUCCGCUCUAAAGGUUUUAGUACGCACGUAUCGAAGGCAAAA